Molecule: messenger RNA, 2744 nt
Organism: Effrenium voratum
Lineage: Eukaryota; Dinophyceae; Suessiales; Symbiodiniaceae
Source: the annotation of a GenBank genome assembly
UGGCCCAAGCCAGAGGUUCCGUUUGCAGGGCCCUACGGCUCCAGGGACUAGAAAGGGCACACUUGUUCUCUGGGAACUCCAUACCUUCUUGAGUCUUUAUGCCCUCCUGACGCGGGGCCCCGAACCGCGCAUUCCGUUGAUUUCCGCGUCAUGCGACUGAACUUUUUGCUCCUGGCCCUUGUACAGGCGAAGCCGCAGGCCAGCUGGGAGGUGGCUGCCAAUGGCCACGCUCGGCAUGGCAGAUUCAUCUCCACGCAAGCGCUGGCGGAAGACGCGCCGGUCGUCAAGCCCAACGAGACCGCUGGCAGGCUCAAGGUGAAGGGCAAGCACUGGGUCCAGCCCUCGCAGGCGUUUCAUGAAGCCGCACACUCGGGACAUUCUGUAGCUCCCAGUGCUUUGCCAGACAUCUCCGGCGAGACGCUAGGCAACCGGACUGGGAGAGGUGCUUCCGCCGGCCAGGAGUCGGCCACACCAUAUCUCCAGGGGUACUGCAGCUCCUCAGGGGCCAAAGUGGUGACGUUUGGCGACGCCGGGCUGGAGGGCGAAGGAACGACCACAACCCGCCCCCCCGGAGCGAGCGAGAACGCCAUGAAGAAUGCGCUCUCCACCAACGUUUGUCCGUAUCGCUACUAUGUCUUUGAGGUGCUGGAAACCGUGGGCGGCGGCACCUCCUGGGAGAUCGCGGAGCUUCGCCUGUACUUCAACGACAAGAAGUUUGGAAGGAGGACCUUUCCAGCCUCGGAGAUCCGGGCCCAGCUAGUCAGCGGCUCCGGAGACCGUCAGGAGGCCUGUGAUGCCUCGCGAGAGGCGCCUAAGGCCUUCGACCACUCCUUGGACUCUUCGGUCUGCGCGUCGGGCAGCGUGAAAAUGCUCCUGGACCUGGGCAAGCCCAUUGUGCUCACGGUCUACACGGUGAUCAGUGCUCAAGGCGAGUCCCGGCAGCUGGACCCCAAGAGCUGGAAGCUCUGGGGCUCCAGCGACGGCUCCAUCGCCCCGGAGACCACGAUGCUGCUGAGCAGCCCCGCGGAGGUCUCCAUUCCCUCAGGUUCCUGGCUGUGCGAUCCACCCUGGAUCACGGAAGGGAGCACCAAUCCCGAUGAGUGCAUCACCACCACGACGACCACCACCACCCUGGCCACCACCACAACGACUACCACCACGACAACUACAACCGCCUACGAAUUCUGCGCGUAUCGGUACUACUGCCUGGAAGUGCAUGAGACCAACUCUGGUGAAAGCAGCUGGUCACUGGCAGAGAUCGAGUUCCGCCACGAGAACGUGAAGGUGGUGCCCACGAAGCCCUUCAGCAGGAAGAGCGCCUGGUUCCUGGACGGCCGCUCUUUGGAGGUGGCAUCGGUCAAGUCCAGCGGCACAGAGGCAUUCCAAGCACUGGACGGGAGCGUGGCCACCUACGCGCAGACCGACGGCAGCUACUCUGACCCCGAGCGGGGCAUCGAGAGUGGAAGGCUGGAGGAGACCGGCCUCGCGGCCAAGCUCUGCAUCGAUUUCAGGGAUACCUUCAAAGCCAACCACUUUGUGAUGCUGUCCACCCCGAGGGCCGGCAGCCCUCCAAAGUCUUGGACGGUCUGGGCGUCUCACAGCCUGGACGCUGAGCCCAGCAGGUGGACCAUGGUGAACAACCGCAGCUCCCCGGAGCCCAUCUUCCCGCAGGGCUACGGCAGGGAGUUCCUGCACGAAGAGCGGCUGAGUUGCCCGCAGCCACAGGUCAUGCCUUGCGAAGCGAUGGAGUGCCCGCUGAACCACUUGCCGAGUGCAGACAACUGCGCGGGCUACGUCUGCGAAGAGUCCGACGAGGCAAAAUGCUGUAUCAAGAAGGCCACAUGCGAAGGCUUCACCUGCCCUGCAGAGACGCAUACCUUGGUCAAGGAACCCCAGACCAUGCACUGUGCGGAGGCGUCCUGCGCGGCUGAGGAUGAGAAGACCUGCUGCGUUCGGCGACAGCGAUGCUCCGAGGUGGACUGUGGUGUGCGCCCCGAUGGCGUGGAGAAGGCGUCCAAGGUCUGCAAAUACGCCACCUGUGAGGAAGAAGACAACUGCUGUGCCAAGCCCAGCUGCAGCGCCACGCAUCCCGCGUGCCCUGAGGGCUUCGUCUUCAAGGCGAGCCACGCCACGCGCAUGUGCGAGUCGGGGGACUGUCCCCACGAGGAGUGCUGCGACCCGAGAGAGCCCUGCUCCAAGCUCGGGUGCCCGGAGGCGACACAUGCCGACAGGCUGGACAAGAACGACCGGUAUUGUCUGGGUACAACGUGCGAUGCGAAAGUAGACAUCGCGGAGUGCUGCGGAAAGAGGGCCGUUUGCCAGAACAUGACGUGCCCAGCAGCCACGCACGUGAGGAAGCCGCUCGCCGUGGAUAGCCUUUGCAAAGGCGUGAACUGCGAGCUGGACGUGGAUGGGUCCACGUGCUGCUGGGUGAAGGUGCCGCGGCAGUGCCCUGUUGGGCUGGAGGAGGGCCAUUGCAAUCCCAAGAAACAUCGGGGCAGCUGCUACAACAAGCCAGAUGAGCAGAGCGACAGGAGGCGAAGCGGGCGACGACGAGACAGGACAGUUCAGUGCAUAGGGCCGAACCACUACGACGGAUAUUCCUGCCCAGGCAACGUGGACAGCAAGUGCAACUUUUGGUGAGCGAAGUGCCCUUGCUGCACUUGCUGCCGCCCCUUGAUUGCUAUCACCCUUGGUAUGGCAUGUCACCGUUGUAAGCAGUAGCUAGCAUAGUUAGACUGGGC